Molecule: messenger RNA, 2420 nt
Organism: Rhodofomes roseus
Lineage: Eukaryota; Fungi; Basidiomycota; Agaricomycetes; Polyporales; Fomitopsidaceae
Product: GMC oxidoreductase
Exons: 18
Coding region: 444-2258 (604 amino acids)
Molecular function (GO): oxidoreductase activity, acting on CH-OH group of donors; flavin adenine dinucleotide binding
Source: RefSeq, a predicted model, not a curated record
GUACCAUUAGAAAACAUCCUUACUAUCAUUUGCGUCCAGGCCGCACCCAAGCCACACCUGCCCAGAAGCCCCAGACGACAUCUCUCACAAGUAUUUGGUAUCCUUGGAUCCCUGAUAUGCGCUGUCAGACAUGUGCUCACCACCCGGCCGCAUCAUAGCAGUAGUAUAGAUCCGGGGUCUUCUCGCUUGACAGAUCGGAUUCCAUUGAAGAUCUUCUGGACCCACAGCAGGAUAUGAAUGCUGUCGUCUUCUCAGGCUAAAGAAAUCUUGCCGGGGAUUCCAGGCACGCUCAGCUGGUCGCCUGAAGGUCCCGUAAACGACCCCGCUUGUACGACAGACAGCACGAUAAGGAUGGGGAACCUCGUACAUAUAGACGACGACGUCUUCGUACCAUUCAUCUAGGGUCCUCGAGAACUUUCGUACUCCUAACAUACCCUUGCAGAAUGGUGGCUAGCGUUGACACUGUCGCGGACAAGGCAUACGACUACGUCGUUAUUGGUGGUGGCACUGCAGGACUGACCGCAGCCUCUCGUCUUGUAGAGAGCUUCCCGGACCGUUCCGUUCUCGUCUUGGAAGCGGGCGAGCCGAACCUCGACGACCCAAAGAUUCUGCUUGGAGGCCAAUUCGGGGGCACGUUUGGAGAUCCCAAGUAUGACUGGAUUUUCACGACGAAGCCACAGGAGAACGCAUAUGGCAAGGUGAUGACUUGGAAUCGCGGAAAGGGUCUCGGCGGAAGCUCUGCGAUGAACUUCUACGUUUGGACGAAGCCGCCGAAGCAAGCCGUUGAUGCCAUCGAAGAACUUGGUAACCCUGGGUGGAACUGGAAGUCGUAUCAGGAACUGACGAUGCGCACCGAAGACUUCUCGGAGGCGACGGAAGACCAACUCAAGCAGCUCGCCCAUACGUACAAGGCCGAGUACCGCGGGAAGGGCGGCGCGCUCAAGACAACGGUCCCCGCGACGGAGGUCUCGCUCACGAAGGGCUUCUUGGACACGCUUCAGAACAUGGGUGUGCCGCUUCUCGACGAUCCGUACGGUGGCAAUAUCACUGGGUGCUGGCAGGCGGCAGUCAGCCUGGACCGAAAGGCGCAAUGGACGCGCUCGUACGCUGCGACUGUGCACUAUUUGCCCAACAAGGACAAGCCGAACUUCACGGUCUUGACUGAGGCGCACGUCGCGCGGAUUCUCCUGGAUGCCAAAUCCGGCGACAACAUCACUGCAACUGGUGUGGAGUUCAUCCACGGCGGAAAGACGUACAGCGUGAAGGUUAACAAGGAGGUGGUCGUGUCUGCGGGGACGAUCAAAUCGCCCCACAUACUCGAGCUCUCCGGUAUCGGCCGUCGCGAUGUGCUUGAGAAGGCUGGCAUCCCUGUCAAGGUGGACCUCCCGGGCGUCGGCGAAAAUGUCCAGGACCAUACCCUCUGCGGUAUCUCCUAUGAGCUCGACCCGAAAGGCGAUCACAAGACAUUUGAUGUCCUUCGUAACGCCAAGCUUGCAGAAGAGCAGGCGAAGCUCCAGAAAGAAGGCGUUCAUAACUUGCACCGCUACGGCAUCUCAGCGUACUCCUUCCUACCGAUACAGGUGAUGAACCCCAAUGGGGCGCCCGAGAUCGUCGCGGGUGCGACGAAGAUGAUCGAGGAGCAAAUCAAGAGCGGCAAGCUUCCUCCUGGGCUAGCGGAGCAGUACAAGAUACAGCUGCGCAUCCUCCAGGACGCGCACAUACCGGAUCUGGAGGUCAUUGAUGUUCACUGCUACAUGAGUCACCGGUCGGCCCCGGAAGAUGGCAAGGCUUAUAUUACCAUCCUCGCUGUCCUUCAGCAUCCAUUCUCGAGGGGAAGCAUUCACACAAAAUCCAGUGAUCCGUUGGAGCAACCUGAAAUCGAACCGGCCCUCUUCGAGAACCCUUAUGACCUCGAGAUGCUGAAGGAGAGCGUCAAAUACACGAAGCGCAUGUCCGAGACUGAGCCCUUCAAGUCUCUCAUCGUUCGCGAAGUCGACCCUGGCAAGGAACACUCCACCGACGAGGAGAUCAAAGAGUACCUGAAGCACUACGCCCACACGUGCUGGCAUGCCAUUGGCAGCAACAGCAUGCUGCCCCGCGACAAGAACGGCGUCGUUGACCCUAACCUGAAGGUAUAUGGCACGACGAACGUGCGCGUCGCUGACCUCUCGAUUCUUCCUCUCCACUUCGCAUCUCAUACUCAAUCCGCUGCCUACUACGUUGGCGAGAAGCUCGCGGACAUCCUCAAAGCAGCGUGAACCAAUGCUUGGGAGCUCAAGACCGAUUCAUCCUCUUCUGUGUCUAUGUAACAAGCACAACCCCACAUCCGGCAUUGCGGAGGAACUGCGGGCAGCCUUCCAUGUACCAUACUGGCGUUCUGUAAGUAAGACGUACGUGCAAUCUAUCGCAUCCGAUCAAAA